AUGCCCGACGAGACCACUCAAGGUGAAGAACAAACCACCGAGUCAACACGCACGGCGGACGCAUCGGAUAUGCAAACCGCCAAGGAUUGGUUCAAGGCGGUUUUCAAGCUUCAACACGCAUCGAUUACACAAGCGCAGGAGGACCGCCAACAAGCUAUAGCCGACCGUCGCGCAGAUCGGCAAAUCUUUCUAGCAGCUCACCAAGCCAACGCCGCCCGCAUCGGCCGUUUGGAGGACCUCCUCCUAGCAAUGAACGUCAAAAAUGAGGUUGAUGCUCGCCCUGUACAAGCUGCUCCAGGCCGGGUCGAUCUACAAAAGUUCCGCACGUCGGACGGCCCAAUCUACCGCGGACCGUUCCAAGAAACCGAGCCCUUUUUACGCUGGAUCCACGGCGUACAGAUUUUUUUCGACACUAAGGAUGGCCCAGUGUACGACAUUCCAGCUAACUAUCAAGCCCCCGCGAAACCGGUCGACUAUUCAGCCCCGCGCGCUUGGAGUAGCCCAUCUGGCCCAUCGUCCACCCCAGGAAAACCCACUCAACCUCCCGCGGGUCGACCUUCAGCCCGUGCCGCAAGCGUUGCAGGCGUUACAGACAUCACACCCCUUGAAGCCCAAGUCUCUGUGCUACAACUAGACGCAGCAAUACGAGAGGACGGCCGUUGGGAUACAUACUUUGACGACGAAGGUUACUACCCUAGUAUGGAACCGGCCGCUGUGGCGGCACUCAAGGACCUUGACAGACAACUUCUCCCAAACAAGAUUGAGAAGGCCAAACAGGCCGACCUAGCGGAUGCUAUCGCCGGUCAUCCGGGGCGUGCCUGA
Messenger RNA from Puccinia graminis f. sp. tritici CRL 75-36-700-3, 822 nucleotides. RefSeq lists its product as uncharacterized. The transcript is spliced from 2 exons. Bases 1 to 822 code for a protein of 273 amino acids. The record is from RefSeq and is a predicted model, not a curated record. NCBI's taxonomy places the organism in Eukaryota, Fungi, Basidiomycota, Pucciniomycetes, Pucciniales, Pucciniaceae.